Messenger RNA from Dicrocoelium dendriticum, 1368 nucleotides. NCBI's taxonomy places the organism in Eukaryota, Metazoa, Platyhelminthes, Trematoda, Plagiorchiida, Dicrocoeliidae. The record is from the annotation of a GenBank genome assembly.
AUGUGGUUUACAGUAGACUCUUACAACCACCCUCACCAGGAUUCAAUAACCCAGUUGGACCAUCUUACUGGAGGAAUUGAGGAUGAGCUCCUACCGGUUAACCUGGAAAGUCCAUUGAUGGAAAAACUUAUGGUUGCAAAAAAUUACUUUGGAGAAGAGCCACCUCGAAUAAUAAUGGUUGGCAAGCCAUGCACUGGCAAAACGACGCUUGCCCGAAUACUGUGCAACUUGUGGGGUUGUGAUUAUGUGAACGCCUCAGAUCUUGUUCAACGAUGCAUCGAAGAGAAAUCUGGUCGAGGAUUGGAAAUCAUUCGUCAAUUGCAGCAAGGCGAGGAUCUCUCAGAUGCCACCGUAUUCAAUAUUCUACACGAACACCUACAGUCACCAGAGUGCCGAAAUGCUGGUUACAUUUUAGACGGUAUACCGAAUUACAGCGAGAAAUUAUUGAACAUUCAAACCCAGUUAGAGUUCCUGGCCAGGAUUUAUCCAACGCCAUCCUUGUGGGUGAUGAUAGAUAUACCCGAUCCGGAAUUGCGAGCACGGUGGGAAGGUAUGCGUAUUGAUUCUUCCACGGGCCAACUAUACUCCCGGCUGAACUACGAUCCAUCUGUGGAACCAUCUGGCCGAUGCGAUUUUCCCAUCAUCGACGAAGAUAUCAAAGCACGUUUGAUGAUAAGACAUGAAGAGUUGCCUGAGAAUCUGGAUCUCCAUUUCCGCUUUUAUAACGAGAAUAUUCAGCAACCACUGGAAGAAUUUCUCAACCGGUUCGAGUCUUCAACGGUGGUUCGUCUGGAUGGAACACUCUGUCCAAUGGGUUUAUGUCAACAACUAGUCUCCAAAUUACUUGAUUCAUCUGCAAAAGGAAUUAGCCGACCGCCCAGUGUGAGUACGGUGCCGUCCGUUGAAAUGCAGCUACCGGAUGAGCUGCUGGCAAUCAAAUCUAUAUGGUGUAAUGAGCCUCCCCGAUUGGUCAUGUUUGGCAAACCAUGCGCCAAGAAGACGACGUUAGCUCGAAUGCUCUGUAACGCAUGGGACUGUCAUUAUGUUAACGUCACUGAAUUAAUUUCCACUCACGUUGAGAGACGAACGGGCACAGGGCUGCGCAUUCUCUCACUGAUGCAUAGACACGAAGCGUUGCCCGAUUCCAUGACUUUCGAGAUCGUCAGCAAUGAGCUACUGUCCACUGACUGUGUUGAAAGUGGGUACAUUUUGGACGGAAUGCCAACUACCGAUGAAGGGAUGCCGAGUGUACCAUCUCAGCUAGAAUUUCUACGCCAUCUUCUUCCUCGCCCCCGGUUCUGGGUAUAUGUUGAUGUAGGUCUCGUUGGGCAGACCAGCAGUUCCAUUGUUCCUUGCGUUGUGCGUUAG